Molecule: messenger RNA, 1809 nt
Organism: Microsporum canis CBS 113480
Lineage: Eukaryota; Fungi; Ascomycota; Eurotiomycetes; Onygenales; Arthrodermataceae
Product: double-strand-break repair protein rad21
Exons: 2
Coding region: 1-1809 (602 amino acids)
Biological process (GO): mitotic sister chromatid cohesion; replication-born double-strand break repair via sister chromatid exchange; synaptonemal complex assembly
Cellular component (GO): cohesin complex; synaptonemal complex
Molecular function (GO): chromatin binding; protein binding
Source: RefSeq, a predicted model, not a curated record
AUGUUUUAUUCGGAGACGUUGCUGUCGAAAACGGGGCCUUUGGCUCGCGUCUGGCUAUCCGCCAACCUUGAACGGAAACUCUCGAAAUCCCAUAUCCUUCAAUCGGAUAUUGAAAGCAGUGUCAAUGCUAUUGUUGAUCAGGGCCAGGCGCCCAUGGCGCUGCGCCUGAGUGGCCAGCUUCUUUUGGGUGUUGUUCGGAUAUACAGCCGCAAAACUAGAUAUCUCCUGGAUGACUGCAAUGAAGCUUUGAUGAAAAUCAAAAUGGCUUUCCGGCUAACAAAUAACAACGAUCUUCCGACCGCUGCGCCGCUACCUGCAGGAGGAAUCACUCUACCAGACGUACUCACUGAGUCAGAUCUCUUUAUGAACUUGGACCCCUCCAUCCUAUUCACCCAGCCGGUGCAGGUUGACCAUGAUCCCAAGCGGCCUGCCUCAUCCCUAGGCUGGUCUAGCCAACUCCUGCCGGACAGCACCCCACAAACAAUCAGACAGGUUGAAAAGCCGCACCUCGAAGAUGAUACCGGCUUAAUACUAGAUCUGGGUGAAGACGAAGAUAUCCCACUUGGCCAUGACACCAGCAUUGAAGUUGGUAGGGAGGCUCCCGCCCCACGCCCUGUUGGGGAAGACCUGUUCAGCGACGACCACCGUUUAUAUGACGGUGACCUUAACCUUGACCUUGGCGAGGACGAUGCCCCGCUCGGGAAAGUAGUGGAUGACGACAUGUCUCAUGACAUCGACAAUGUUGCCCAUAUGGAUGAGGAUAUACCAAUGGGAGGCAUGGACGGGGAACUUGGCGUGCCAAUUGAAGAGGACUCAACUAUCAUUCCAGGUCUUACCAGCGAUUUUACUCGUAGAUCGGCCUCGCCACUCUCAUCAGUUCGUUCUAGUGUCGUCCGUGACUUGGACGAAACCUUUGCAAAUGAAGGAGCUAUUCGGCAUCAUCAGAGAGUAAAGCGACGAAGGCUGAUCAUGCCAGAUGCCGACACGAUCCUCUCUAGUGCCCAGAUUAAAAAACAACAAGAAGACCGAUCAAAGAUUUUAAUAACCGAAUCCAUCCUCCCCCGAGACCCUGUCCUCCUUACCCUUAUGAUGAUGCAGAAGAAUGGAACUUUCGUCUCUAAUGUAAUAGGAAAAACUAGCAAUGGCCACUUGGCCCCUGAACUUCGCGGGAUACUUUCGAUUGAAUCCGUCAGAAAAGCAGGAGACUUGAAGCGAAAGCGAGACAGUGGCAUUGCUGAUAUGGACAUUGAUUCCAGUUCCAAGGUUCCUCGGCUUGACAUUGAGAGAGAGGAGACUCUAUUACAACCCGACGAAGGGCUCGUUCUCGGAGAAGAUACCGGCCUAAAUCAACAAUCGGAGAUUCUAGUUCCCGAUGAUGACGAACAAGCUCAUCCUCGCUCCGGAGACGCCCAUUACAGCGAAGAUGAAGGCCUUGGUCAGCAUGCAGAGGAAUACGACGAACUCAGCAGUUUGGUCGAGACUGGCCCAAUCUCUUUAGGAACAAAACAUGCUGUUCACGUCUUACGAGAGCAGUUUGGCGAAGCCCCAUCAACCGACUCACCCACAAAGGGCAAAGCUGUUGUUUUCCAAGAUCUACUCCCUGAACUCCAAACAAGCAAGGCCGAUGCCACAAAGAUGUUUUUCGAAGUUCUCGUCCUCGCAACUAAAGAUGCCGUCAGAGUUGAGCAAAGCAGUAAAGAUCUCGGGGCUCGGCUACGAAUCAAAGCAAAACAAGGCCUUUGGGGGGAUUGGGCAGAAACGGAAGCUGGGGGUGAAAUCGCUCCACAGGAGAUCGAGGCCACGGCAUGA